This is a messenger RNA of Paramecium pentaurelia, 461 nucleotides long. NCBI's taxonomy places the organism in Eukaryota, Ciliophora, Oligohymenophorea, Peniculida, Parameciidae. The record is from the annotation of a GenBank genome assembly.
AUGUAGUAAUUACAGGAAUCGCAUUCUUAAUCAGAUUUCAAGCUUCCAUCAAUUGAUAUUCAUACAACUCAUCGACUUCCUAUCAAAAUGAAUCCUAGUUAUAGAUUAAAAUUCACUAACCCAAUAAGAGUGUAAUACUUAAGGUUUUUGGAUCGAAGAAGCUUAGAUGAAAAAUUAAAUGAACCAUUUUGUUUAGAAAAGUUUGCCAAAAUUAAUAAUUACUCUUAUGAAAAGAGUUAUGAAUAGUAAUAUAAUAUAUUCUAAAAUUUUUAAGUGAAUUAAGAUGUAGAAAACCAUAGAAAAAAGCUUAACCUUAGCAAAAAUAAGAAUAUCGUAAACCAACAAUGAGAUAUUUUAAUCCAGAAGAUUCAGAGAUACGUUAAGAUGAUAUGGAUUUAAUUUUGAAUCCCAAACAAAAUAAACCUGUAACUUCAAAUAGCAAAGUCUUUAUUUCUGAAUGA